AAAGGGAAACCUUUAUUAGAGAUUAGAUUAAAAAAUGGGAAAGAGAAAGCAUUCUGACGAACAAUCUUCACGUCAUGUUAAAAUCGUAGUUGCUGAAAAGCAAACUGAUGUAGAACCACCUUACUUGGUGGCCUUUCCUGGUACAAAACCUUCCUCUGACUUGAUUUAUACACCUCACAGACGUGAAGAAGAAGGCAAAAAAGCUGAACAACGAGUCAUUUCCGGUGAAACAGAAAAAGUGAUAUACACUGGCUCCAAUUUCGGACGAGAUGCUAUUGACACUCACUGCAAGUAUCUUGUUGGUGUUUAUUCCAAGAAAGAGAAUACACUUAGUAUUACGAAUGCACCCAUCAUGAGAAUGAACCGAACCGUAAAAGCCUUACAAACAGAAUCAAACGUACAAGGAAGCGCAACCCGUGGUAUGGCAGCCCGUGCAGCUCUCGGUUUGGCUUUCGGUACAGUCAAGGCCAAGAAACAGCUGAAUAGCGAUGAACGUAAUUUGGUUACGGGUGAGCAGUUGGCAGACGACAUGGAUAAUUUGCAUUCAGAGAUUGGUAAAUCAACAGCCAACAUACCCAAGAAGGACGAACUUAAAAAAUCAAUGGAAACGGCAUUACCUGUUCCCAAACACAACAUCGAAGCUGAGUCACCUGAGGAAGCUUAUGAUCUGUCAUCGAUUGUGACAGAUGAAGAGCUUAACUCGAUCAACCCCAAGGAACUAUUAAAGGAAACAUCAUUAGAAGGCGUCAAGUCUCAUCUGGCUUAUCGCGACUCUAAAUUCAUCAAUGAUCGUCUGAUGGCCAUCAUUGCAGCUUCAGGAAAGAAGGAUCGUAAGCGUGUUCGCACGUUGAUGUAUAUCAAUAUUCUCAUGGCAUAUUACGUCCGUGUGCGUGCAUCAGACUUGAAAGAUCGUAGAAAGGUAGAGACAGCACUAAAGAAUCCUUCGAGUAUAAUAUUAGAUGGACUUGCUGAAAGAUACACAGAAUCCAAUACACGUACACCUGUUAUGGCAGAUAAACUUCUCUUAUACAUGUUUACACUCAUCCUCUCUGUCUCUGGAUAUAGCGUGGUGAUUGAUCAAUUAGGCAAAGAUCUUUUACUCAAGCCUAUCAAGAUAACAUCACUAUUUAAGACACUAGGAUGUAAGAUAGAUAAAGCAAGCACAGAAGAAUGUCGUGAACUUGGUACAAAAUCAGCAAAGAAGGCUCAGUUGAUUGUCCCUUUAAAAUUCCCUGAAGUCAGAACAGGCGGUGGACCUCGUCGUUAGAAUUAAUAUACAGUGAAUAGUUUAUUUCAAUAAAAGCUUUUCAACAAAAACACUAAUAAUUCGCACUUUUAAUCCUUGGAUCACUGUUAGAUUUUAAUUUUACAAUAAAAAAAAUUC
Messenger RNA from Rhizopus microsporus ATCC 52813, 1384 nucleotides. Its product is annotated as RNA polymerase I associated factor, A49-like protein. The record is from RefSeq and is a predicted model, not a curated record. The transcript is spliced from 3 exons. Gene Ontology annotation, cellular component: RNA polymerase I complex. The coding region runs from base 35 to 1267 and encodes 410 amino acids. Gene Ontology annotation, biological process: nucleolar large rRNA transcription by RNA polymerase I; transcription elongation by RNA polymerase I; RNA polymerase I preinitiation complex assembly. NCBI's taxonomy places the organism in Eukaryota, Fungi, Mucoromycota, Mucoromycetes, Mucorales, Rhizopodaceae. Gene Ontology annotation, molecular function: DNA binding.